Monopterus albus (swamp eel) is the source of this 1370-nucleotide messenger RNA. RefSeq names its product tubulin polyglutamylase complex subunit 2 (gene tpgs2). The transcript is spliced from 7 exons. Lineage: Eukaryota; Metazoa; Chordata; Actinopteri; Synbranchiformes; Synbranchidae. The record is from RefSeq and is a predicted model, not a curated record. Gene Ontology annotation, biological process: protein polyglutamylation. The coding region runs from base 111 to 992 and encodes 293 amino acids.
GUGACGUUUUCUGUUUAUGGUGCAUUUGAGUGAGGUGAAUGAUGCAGUUAAGGCAAGCUUUAGAGGAUGCUUUAAAAGAUUUUCAAAAAUUUAUGUUUAUAGUCCUCUAAAUGGAAGAGCUAAAAGACGGAUUGGCUUUUAAAGGUGUUGCCGAAAGGCUGACGCUUGGUAUUAUUCGAAUACUAGAAAACAUGCCUGGUGUUGUUGAUGUGCGUUUCGCAGAUGGGGAGCCUGCAGAGAAGAGGAGCCUGCUAUCAUGGGAACAGAAAAACACUUGUAUUUUGCCAGAGGACCUGCGAGAUUUUUAUCUGACAACUGACGGAUUUACACUAACCUGGAGCGUUAAACUAGACAAUGAGUGUGUUCCCCUAGGACACAUGGUGAUUAACAGUGUGGCCAAGCUACACCCGCUGUUGCAGCCAGUAUCACUCUUCUCUCUUCCUAAUGCACCCUCACUGGCUGACCUGGACUGGGAGGAGAAUAGCACAGAAAGUGGGUCAGCACAUGCUCCUGCAGCACCCCAUUUUGAUUCCCGGAGCCGGAUCUUUGAGCUGGAUUCAUGUGGUGAGAAUGGCAAAGUGUGUCUGGUCUACAAAAACUGCACCCCAGGUGUAGUUGCCCAGCAGAGUGAAAUAUGGUUCCUCGAUCGCUCUCUGCGCUGGCAUUUUCUGACGGCAACUUUUACCUCCUACUAUCGACUGAUGAUAACCCACCUUGGUCUGCCUGAGUGGCAAUAUGCCUUCACCCCAUAUGGCCCCAGCCCCCAGGCCAAGCAGUGGGCAUCCCUGUACCAGCCCCUAACCUUCGGCUGUGAGCUCAGCCUGUCUGAUCCUGCUGGAGAUUCUUAUCUCAACAAGCUGGAUCCUUCGAAGGCCUUCAAAGUCAAAGCCAAGGUCCCCACCCCCAAGAAGAAGCAGUUAACUCAGUGCAUCUUGGGGAACACUACCAAGAGCCAAGGCAGCACAGGAAGGCAUAGUGGAGCAAAACGGUGAGAAGGUUCCCUUCUAAGGAAAACUUUAUCUCUCUUUUAUCAGUUUUCCUGGCUCAACACAAGGCGAUGUGGAGGCAACAUAGCAUGUAGAAGAUGUUUCUAACCUUGCAUAUGUUUAGGUAGUUGCAAAAAAACCUUGCCAUACUUUUAAGUAGACAUGGAAUAUCCUGAUCACUGAAGUAAUUAUUUUUGUUUAGCUUUACCUGCUAAGUGCUAGUGAUGGAGAAAUACUUAUUAACAGCCUUAUUUUACACAGAGUUUACUAGUGACACCCCCUGUUGUAAUUCAAAGGAGCCAUUUCAUGUAUAGUCUGACAUUGUAACAAAUUAUUCAACUUCUAACAAUUAAAAACUCAGUAGUAGUUUAUAACUAAAAAUGA